GUUUCCGGUUCCAUGCGCGCCAAAAAAAAGUAAAAAGGAGAGAGACGCGCCGGGAAGUCGAGUGCGUGUUUUUUUCCUCAUCUUUCAUCAGGUGACUGAGUGGAGUGUCGCGUUUGACGGAGGCACAGCGGCUGCAAACAAAAAGAUCACACAUCCACUUUUCUAAAGAGUCGCCCUGCAAGCCACGGUGGAUUGCAUAUAAGGUACCGCACAUAAGCACUUGAGGAUGAGGAAGUGGGGAGACAGAAUGAAGAAGGUGGAGCAGCUCGCUCAGUCGUUCCAAACGAACCCUCUGACGACACGAUACAAACCUCGACUGUGGCCGUGCCAGCCCUCCUCCGUCUGGAAACUGUUCCCUCGACAAAACAUGGCAAUCAGCUUCGCGCAGAGCUGCAAAGAGGCUGUACAUGUUUUUGCACUUGAAAAAGAAAAGACAUCCUUGGGUCAGAGGGUUUACCUGGUUACAAGUUACAGUGAGCUGUGGCACUAUUACAGGACCUACACUCAGUCCUUGAUGCACUGCUAUGAGGUGAUACCAGAGUCUGCUGUGUGUAAGCUUUACUUUGACUUGGAGUUCCACAAGCCUUCAAACAAAGGGUCUGACGGGACAACUAUGGUGUCUUUGUUUAUCCAGUACGUCUGCGACCGGUUAAUGGAAGUGUACGGGAUCGAAUGCUCUGUGAAGAAUGUCCUCAAUCUUGACUCCAGCACGGAAGACAAAUUCAGUCGACAUCUUAUCUUCUGCCUCGAAAAAGCAGCUUUCAAAGACAACAUACACGUCGGUAGGUUCAUCCAUGCGAUCCUUCAGCCCGUCCUGAACAAAGCCAAACACUGUGCGGAUAAUGAGAAGAGUCCAGUGGCAGAAAACACUGAAACGAGUGGAAUGCGUCCUGUGUCUGAGGGGAAGUCGGCAAAGCCAGGCGGGAGCCCAGGGACAAAGAGGCGUAAGCUGGAAGAAAGAGACCUCAGCUUCCUCCAGGUGAAAAACAAGGACGGCCAAGACGCUCUGUUUGUUGAUCUCGGCGUCUACACAAAGAACAGAAAUUUUCGCCUUUACAAGUCUUCAAAAGUGGGCAAGAACGCUGCAUUCACUGUAGCCGAAGACAACCAGUUCGUUCCCAAACCUGAGAAGGGUAUGUCUGCAGAGGAGAGCGUGUUCUUGGCGUCCUUGGUGUGUAACGUGAGUUUCACAGGUCAGAGGAUUCUUACGUGGGACGUCCCGGACACAAAUGAACCCAAAACCUCGUCACUUCACUGCCAGCUGGGAUCAGCUUCAAACCCAGAUGCACUUUCUGGCUGCUUGACGUCUCCUCACCAAGAAGUGGACAGCUUCGUAUUGACGGUUGUCAGGAAGGACGGGAUACAAGGAAGUAUAAGACGAUGGAACUACUUUGCUGCGGACCAGCUCCUCGUCUAUGACAUCGCCAAAUACCGCUGGUGUGAAAACGCGGGCCGGUUUCAUAAAAGCAACAACAUCAUGAUUGUUGUGGAUUUCAAAGAGGAGAUGUGGUACCAGAAGUGCCACGAUCCUGACUGCAGGAGCUUCAGGUCCUCGAGUUACCCACUGCCACAAGAGAUCUGUAUCAGCUACAUCUUGACGCUGGACGAGGAGGACCAGGCGUACUUAAUGGACGACGCCGGCAACAUUGAACCCAGCCAGGCUCCAAGCCAGACCCCACAGAGCAGAGUGUGUGCAGAGGGGGACGAGGAGACUCCUGAUGGGUGGGGAGAUGAACCAGAUGACCAAGACUUUCUGGAGAGCCUGCAAGACUUUGAGCAAAACGGAGAGGAGAUCUCGGACCAGGCUCUGCUUUCAUGUGUGAGAGAGUUUGACUCCUAGCAGAGGAUGAGGGUUUGUGUUGUGCAGCAUCAAAGGUACUGGUAGCACUUGCGGCCUGUUUUUAUUCAGGGAUUAAUGUCAUUUGUAAGUAGGUAAAAGUUUUAGUAUUUUUUUUAUGAUGUGUGGACAUCUAAAACUACACAGAGGUGUAUAAACAGAAAAUGAAUAUGGCAAAACACUUUAAAUGUUAAAUUACUUUAACAAAAAAGUUUAAAUACAGGUUAAUAAAUGAUUAUUAUGACAAUAUAAGGUUUUCCGAUAUACAUAUUCAUGCAUUCUAUUAAAAAAAAAGAUUAAAUGUUUUGGAAGAAAAUAUUUAUUUGGUACAGGCAACAAAUACAGGUUCUAUAUUUUCUAUCGUAGCAUAAAACCGCACCUUUGCCCCUUUUCACAGGAGUCGUUAAAAAGCUAAUAUGGCUUCUUGUACAUGUCACGGAGCGCUUGAAAUGAGGAUGUCUCUGUCUCAACGUCGCUUUUGUAGAGCAGCUGAAAUGAAGACUGGUAAUUCUUUUUUUUUUUAUGGACCAUCAGUGAAGGACUUGGAACAACCUUCUUAGAAAGUAACCGUAACCCCAGUGUUUGUCUGAAAUGUACAACUGACUGGUGUGCAGUUAUAUCCAGCAACCCGUGGCACUGAAAUGUAAAAGGGCUUCUGAAUGGAGGCACUGUUUGUGUGUGUGUGUGUGUGUGUGUGUGUGUGUGUGUGCGUGUGUGCGCGUGCAGUGUAGCAACAAUCAGUAUUUUACAUGCAUUAACAAACGCAAACCACAAAAUCCUUCAAGCAACAUGAUUCCCAUUAGGCUGUUAAUUCAGCGCUGGAACAGGUUUGUAACGUCAGUCCUUCAGUCGGCAGCACUGAGAAACUUGGGAAUGCAGGGAAUUUAACUACCAGACAAGGUAUUGUCCAUAGAAAUAAACUUUUCCAGCAGAUCUACUAUUUACACAAGUACAAACCGACUUAAAUACAUCACCAAAACUUUAAAUAUCUUGGCAUAUAAAUAGCUAAUACUUGUCACUGUUGUAAAAGUAUUUUAUAGGAUUUCUUUUAAACUGAAAUGUUAAGCUUUGAUCUGAUCAUGAAGUAGGCAGAGUUAAAGGCAGUAACGGUAUCAGCAAGUCACAUUUGAGAUUUAACCCUUAUUCUUGGAAAUCAGUAACACGAUGUCAGAUAUUCUUCACCGGCAGGACUGUAGCAGUACAAUUUCUAACCAAAUCAGGGGCUGACGCAUACUCAAUCUGUUCAUUAUCCAGUUCAUCUUUUAAAAAAAACAAAAAAACAAAAAACAAAACAACCUCCACAUAAUUUAAAAAAAGAAAAGAAAUAAAGUGAAA
Molecule: messenger RNA, 3172 nt
Organism: Mugil cephalus (flathead mullet)
Lineage: Eukaryota; Metazoa; Chordata; Actinopteri; Mugiliformes; Mugilidae
Gene: primpol
Product: primase and polymerase (DNA-directed)
Exons: 14
Coding region: 227-1840 (537 amino acids)
Biological process (GO): replication fork processing; response to UV; error-prone translesion synthesis
Cellular component (GO): mitochondrial matrix; nucleus
Molecular function (GO): DNA-directed DNA polymerase activity; chromatin binding
Source: RefSeq, a predicted model, not a curated record